This is a messenger RNA of Thyridium curvatum, 2619 nucleotides long. RefSeq lists its product as uncharacterized. The record is from RefSeq and is a predicted model, not a curated record. Lineage: Eukaryota; Fungi; Ascomycota; Sordariomycetes; Thyridiales; Thyridiaceae. The transcript is spliced from 4 exons. Bases 1 to 2619 code for a protein of 872 amino acids.
AUGUCCGUGGACGAUCUUCUCCGCCAAUACCAGGGACAUAUUGUCAGUCAGAACUACAAUGCCGGCUUCAUCGCCCUUAGCUAUCUUGUUAGCUUUGUCGGGUCUGCAUCGACGCUGGAACUGAUAAAUCGUCGGACGGGCUCAAAAGGCUUCUUCAACCAACUGACCGCCCCAUGGCACUUCAUCGGCAAUCGAGCCAUCGAUUUGGCAAACGGAGAACCUGAGCUGCAGGUAGCCUACUCAAGUGGUUUCACUGCGGUCUCCUUUUUCGUCCCGAUUGUCGUGCUCCUGGCAGCCUUUAUCGCUUUCGGCACGAACAACCAUGUUUCCUGGUGGAGAAUUACAGUUGGGAGCAUCCUUUGCGGCGCCGCUAUCUGUGGAAUGCACUAUCUCGGAAAUGCAUCCAUCAAUAACUACAAAUGCAUCUACCAAGUGGCGUUCAUCAUCGGCGCCGCCAUCAUCGCCGUGUUCGCCAGCUUUGUUGCCCUGUCUGCCUUCUUCGUGUUCCGAGGCAUAUGGGCCAACUCAUGGUGGAAGCGGGCUCUCUCCGCUAUCGUCCUGGCGGGUGCUGUAUCGGGGAUGCAUUGGUGUGCUGUCGUCGGGACCCGGUAUCUGCUUGUCGAUAUUAAGCCCAAGGACAACGAACCAUCGAGGAAUGCAACUGUGAUUGUAGUGAUCUGUCUGUCACUUGCUGCCUGUUUUAUCAUCGCAAGUUCGGCUAUCUACCGGGCUCGGAAAAUGAGGAAGUCUGCUCUUCGUGCGCAGCAGAUUACCUUGGGCACUGCAGUCUUUGAUACGCACGGUAGAGUUCUGGUCGACGCUGAUGGCCUUAUCCCUAGCGCGGUCGUCACAGACUCGUUCUUGGAGAAGAGUAGAAAAGAAGGGUUCAACAAUACUCAUCCUGUUUUCAAUUGGAUGUUCCGAGCUUCCAGGAAUUGGGGUGGCAUUUCAACACUCCUGGUUGGCAUGAAGCACCAUUUGCUCCAGUUAUCAUCACCUUCUUCCACAACGGCUGAUGAGGGUGGCAUCCAAUUGAUCAACGAACAUGGGGAGAUGGUUGAAAAUUACGACAUUAUUUUCCGCGAACUUUUCUGCGUUGCUGCUAUGAACCUUGCUGAACGGCUGAGGCUGAAUAUAUCCUCCAUCGGUGUUCUCUGGGAUGAGAUACUACCCACUGGAGCGUGUCGCAAGACAGGGGCGCAGAGCAAGAGACAACACCAGAGCCAUAGCAGGCCAAGAAGCGAGCAUACAACUGGAGAAGACCAGGGAGAGAUCGAUCUGGCCGAAAAAGGGCUGCACGAUGCGCAGCUAGAAUAUGGACGUGGCUCUCUUAUGUUCUUGGUGCAUCGGGUGCAGACAAGUCGCGAAGCUGAACGAUUAGCAUCAGCAGGUUACCGAUUCGCCGAGCUUCAUCAAGUGAGUAACUUGAUCCAAACGAGCAUGCAAAUCCAGUCAGCCGAUUUUGAGUCAGUACUACGAGUACUGGAAUUGUACGCCGAUCAGGACCGACGACCGUCUGGAGUCCAUGUAGGCUUCUUUGCCAUUCGCGCCAGGGUCGAUUCCCGGGGUUUCGAUGUACUAGUUCCGAAAGGGGCUCGACAUUUGCUUCCAUCUCAGUCCCUCCAUCUAGAGGACAUCCAACGCUCGCACGUGGAAUUCCUGCGGCAUUUCGAAGGCAUGACGGUGUCAAGCCUCGUCCCGAGACUGUUGGAAGGAAGCGCUGCAGGGUCACCGCCGAAAAUGAAAGAGUUUGCGAAACAGAUGGGGGAGGCCAUCAAAGGUCUGCGGUUAGCGGUAAAGGAGCCGUUGUUCGAACAGGCUGUGCUCUCACCGACAAUCUUGCGGCUGCCCAGUCCGGAUGGUGAUCAUGGCCAGAUGGAGACAGUCAUGAUAACUCUGCGGCUCGUGGUUCCGAUCCAUUCAGUGCUAUCGAGCCCCGACUGCGAGCUAAUACCGUUGAGCGUCUUGAAGAUGCACCAGAUCUCAGGGCGCCACCACCAAGAAUUUGCGCAGGAGGUGCACCGAGAGUUCGGGCCCUUCGUGAAGACUGUGCCUCCCCGUACGGGUAAUAGUGAAAAAGGCCGUUCGUGGCCGGCUACCAAGCUGUUGAGGCUUCAUCCGGGGGGGUCUAUGAUGAACAAGAGGUCGGUGGCAAUGGUGACCAGGAAGCAGGCCUCAUUAGCACCAACUAAGUCAAGCUCGACUGUCAAUCUUUGCCAACCGGACAGCAGCAACCGUUCGCGAUCGGUAGAUACGGUUGAAAUGGUGGAUGAGGCUGAAAGAUAUCGGUCACAGGAGGACUGGAAUGUGGUACCGCAAUCCUAUGGAGGUAUCUUGGUGUCCAAGGAAGUAACCAUCAACAUUCAAAAUGGGCAAACAAGCACAGGAGAGAAUGAAGGAACUAUAAAGAGCCAGAGCAUGGUUGUUGUCGAGGACGAGGACCGAGUACAGAAGACGACGUCAAGGUCCAGCAGCAUCGAGUUGCAGCCGAUGAGCGGUAUGGCUGUGAAAGCUCAAACAGGUUUGCAGGUUUCCAAAGUCCAUGUGUAUAGCGGCUCGGCCACCGACAUUCAGACCUAUGUCGAUAUUUUGUUUGCUGACGCCAUGGGAAGUCGCUAA